AUGCGGCUGACAAACUGCAAUUGCUUGAAAACGGCAGCAACAACAAAACAAGAAACACAAAAACUGCUGAAAAUACACAACAACACAACAACAACAACUAAAGACUGUAAAACACAAAAUACACCAGCACAAACUACAAAAACAAAAUCAUUAAAAACAUGCAAAAAAUCACUGUCAACGACAGCAGCUGCUGCUGCUCAACAAACACCAACAACAACAGCCACUACAAAAAUAGCUAAUACUUUAGCUGCAGCAACAGAACUACUUUACACUAGAAUUCCAACUACGACAGCAACAGCAACAACUACAACAACUCCCGCAACAACAGCAACUUUAACAACAAGUUGUCGUUGUAGCUUUAAGCAAAUGUGGUGGUGGCGCCAUCAACGUCGCUGGCAUUCUUUAACCGCCACCCUAAUAUUAUUUUGUCUCUCCGCCUUGAUACAAUCAUCACCCGCUCUCAAUAUACAGGCCUCCAAAUCGGACAUUUAUAAAAAUCUACGUCUCGGUCAUCGUAUCGUUCAAACACGCUACGGUCGUUUGCAUGGCCUAAUACUGCCACUGGACAAUUAUCGGUUUUUGCGUUCGGUUGAGGUAUUUCUGGGUGUCCCAUAUGCCACGCCACCCACCAAACAAAAUAGAUUUAGUCCUACACGUGCACCAGCUCCCUGGGACGGAAUACGUAUAUCGGAUACAUACAGUCCCGUAUGCCCACAACGUUUGCCAAAUAUACAAAAUGAAACGGCUGCACUGGAGAAAAUGCCAAAAGGACGCUUAGAAUAUUUAAAAAGACUAUUGCCACAUCUGGAAAAUCAAUCAGAAGACUGUCUAUAUUUAAAUAUAUUUUCACCCAUCAAUGCCGGAGCUAGUGAGAAAAAAUUACCCGUAAUUGUGUUUAUACACGGUGAAUCGUUUGAAUGGAGCAGCGGUAAUCCCUAUGAUGGCAGUGUAUUAGCCAGCUACGGCGAGGUUGUGGUAGUAACGCUUAAUUACCGUUUAGGAAUUCUAGGUUUCCUAAAUGCCAAUCCAAAUCCUCAACAGCAUGCACGCGUUGCCAAUUACGGUCUAAUGGAUCAAAUAGCGGCUUUGCAUUGGAUACAACAAAAUAUACAGAAAUUUGGCGGUGAUCCCAAUGCUGUUACCUUGGCGGGCCAUGGUACGGGAGCGGCUUGUAUUAACUAUCUAAUGUCCACGCCCACUAUGGUGAGGGGUCUUUUUCAAAGAGCCAUUUUAAUGUCGGGUUCAGCUUAUUCGUCGUGGGCUUUGGUGGAGGAUCCAGUUUCGUUUGCCGUUAAGCUGGCGAAAGAGGUGAAUUGUUCCAUACCAGAUGAUUUAAAUAAACAUCAUGAGCAAAUUGUGGAUUGUUUAAGAGAUGUGCCGCUGGACGAUUUGUAUGGAGCGGACAUUCAAGCGCCUACGUUUUUGACCUCCUUUGGGCCAUCGGUUGAUGGCGUCGUUAUACGUUCCGGACAUUCCAAUCUCGAUAUCGAUGAUUUAAUGACACGCAGUACCAAACGCUCUUCAAAUGAUGGCAGCGGUGGUUCUUCGUCGGGUGGUGGUGGUGGUGGCAAUUAUGGCAGUGGUUACUUUAGUGGCGGCAGUUCAUCUUAUGCGAAUGGUGGCAAUGGUUUUGGUGGCAUGGGCGCUCACUAUGAUGUUUUGUUUGGUGUGGUUACGGGUGAAUCAAUUUGGCGUUUUAGUGCCCAUGAUAUACAAAACGGUUUCGAGGGCGAGAGACGUGACAAAAUUAUACGCACUUAUGUACGCAAUGCCUACAAUUAUCAUCUAAAUGAAAUAUUCUUUACGAUUGUUAACGAAUACACCGAUUGGGAUCGUGCUUCCCAGCAUCCCAUUAAUACCCGUGACACUGCCGUGGCCGCUUUAUCCGAUGCUCAAUUUGUGGCUCCUCUUAUAAGAACGGCGGACAUAUUUGCUGCCAACUCACCGCCACCCAUGUCUAGCAGUAGUUCAGGUGGAGGCACGGCCUCGGCUUCCACUCAGUAUCCCGGACAAUCGGGUCGUUGUUAUUUCUAUGUCUUCGAUUAUCAGACCAAAGAUGGUGACUAUCCUCAACGCAUGGGCACAGUGCAUGGUGAAGAUUUGCCGUAUAUUUUUGGAGCUCCUUUGGUGGAUGGUUUUAGUCAUUUUCCUCAAAACUAUACAAAAUCGGAAAUAGCCCUUUCGGAAGCGGUAAUAACAUAUUGGACGAAUUUUGCCAGAACUGGUAAUCCAAAUGAACAUCAUCGUCAGGACUCUGCUCUGCCAGCCUCUAAAGAACGUAAUCGUUUUCGCAGCAUAACUUGGGAAAGUUAUGAUCCUUUACAUCAGAAAUAUUUGGAAAUAGGCAUGAAACCACGCAUUAAAAAUCAUUUUCGUGCCCAUCAAUUGUCAAUUUGGUUACGUUUGAUACCAGAACUCCAUCGCACUGGCAUGGAAGAUGUGAUAGCACGUCACAAUUUAUUUCGCAAUCACGAUGAUAUGGAUUUGUAUGAAGGACCCGUCAAGCCAGAUCCAUUUGCUUCACAGCGUUUGCUGCUUAUCGAUGAGGCUCUAAUGAAAAAAGGCCGCUCCAAUAAUACCGGCUACGUGGCAGGCGUUUUGGGAGUUACAACCGUAGAACCGAACAUGUACACAACAUGCAUACCCGUUGGCGGUGGCAACUAUACGGCCGGUGGUGUUUAUGCACCCACAACGAUGGCCAAUGCAACAACAGACACACUGGCAUCGGGUUUCGAGUCAGCUGGAUACGCUGCCUAUUCAACGGCACUAAGUGUGACCAUUGCCAUCGGCUGUAGUUUGUUAAUAUUAAAUGUGCUCAUUUUCGCCGGAGUCUACUAUCAAAGAGACAAGACACGUUUGGAGGUAAAGACACUGCAGAAACAAUAUCAACAACGCAGCAUGCACCAGCAAGUGCCCUCGUAUCCGCCAGAUCCCAUUAAACACGCUCACUAUCAUAUGGGACACUCGCAGAGUGCUAAUGUUAUAGUGGAUGUAGAGAAUCAUGGGGAUCAGGGUACAAUACUGCUUACAGCCAGUGAUGUUAAACCACCACCGCCACACAUGUGCAGCAAUACGGCCAUGCAACUAACCCAGCAACAACAUCAACAGCAACAACAGCAACAGCAGCAUCAACAACAAAUGGUCUCAAAUCCAAAUGCACAAGCCAUGGGAGGCAAUUCCAACAAUCCUGGUAACAAUACAAAUUUAUGCUCAGCUAAACAAACAACUGCCUUAAAUACGAUGGAUAUUAGCUCAGCUGGUGGCAUGAUGGGUACUAGUGUUAUUAAUAAUGUAACUUACAGCACAACAACUAAACAGCAACAGCAGCAGCAGCAGCAACAACAACAGCAUCAACAACAACAGCAGCAAUUACAUCAGCAACAACAACAGCAACUAGCUGCUCAACAGCAACGUGAACAUUUACAAAUCAAAGGCAUGUCCACAACCACAGUUAGUGUUGGCAGUGGAGGAAGUGGCGGUGGAGGAGUAGGAGGUGGUGUGGGUCUUAGUGUUGCCUCCAUGCAACCCAAUAGCACACAAACAUUUGGACGUAAUAGCACCACAGUCAACAGCAGCAUGAAUCCAUCUACAACUUUAACGUAUAAUAACGGAAUGAUGACGUUGCCAAAAGCAGGUACCCUGCAUCAUACAAACUCAAUAAAUUACGGACGAAAUCCUGGAGGUGGAGGUGUUGGCCUGGCAAGCAGUAGUAUUAGUGCUGCUUUACUAGAUGGUCGUGGCAAUAUGUUGAUGACCACUGCUAAUGGUGGCGGCACAGGCCAGGAUUGCAUGACGUUGCCAAGAAAUUUGUCUAUGUCAUCACGUCACAAUCUAUCUUCAGACUCGUCAAAAAAUCAAAAAUAUCAAUCACCUCAACAACAAUAUCAGCAACAACAAUCGAAUAAAAAUCAUCCUAAUGGUAGCAUAAUGACGGGUCUAGGUACCUUGUCUCAUCAUAUACGAGCGCCACGGCCACCCACCAGAACCGCCUCCUCAACAACAACACAAUGUGGUUCAGGCGGAGGAGGAGGUGGUGGCAGCAGUGGCAUUAAUAUAGGUGGCGGUUCUAGUUUAAUAGAUCAAACUCCUUCGAAUGGCAGCAGUAGUAGCGGUGUUAGCAGUGCACCCUCCUCCAAAGGCCACUCGCAUCAUCAUGGUCAUACGCAUUCGCACGCAGCCUCGGCGGUAGAUAAUAUAGGUAUGACAGCGACAUCAUCGUCAACGGGUGGAGCGCCUCACCUGCAACAACAAGUGCCACAGGCGGCCAUGGAUGAGAUGCGCGUCUGA
This is a messenger RNA of Calliphora vicina (urban bluebottle blowfly), 4287 nucleotides long. RefSeq names its product Neuroligin 4 (gene Nlg4). The transcript has 12 exons. NCBI's taxonomy places the organism in Eukaryota, Metazoa, Arthropoda, Insecta, Diptera, Calliphoridae. Gene Ontology annotation, molecular function: signaling receptor activity; neurexin family protein binding. Bases 1 to 4287 code for a protein of 1428 amino acids. Gene Ontology annotation, biological process: synaptic vesicle endocytosis; presynaptic membrane assembly; neuron cell-cell adhesion. The record is from RefSeq and is a predicted model, not a curated record. Gene Ontology annotation, cellular component: synapse; plasma membrane; postsynaptic membrane.